This is a messenger RNA of Juglans microcarpa x Juglans regia, 2648 nucleotides long. RefSeq names its product putative inactive receptor-like protein kinase At1g64210. Gene Ontology annotation, biological process: protein phosphorylation. The record is from RefSeq and is a predicted model, not a curated record. Lineage: Eukaryota; Viridiplantae; Streptophyta; Magnoliopsida; Fagales; Juglandaceae. Gene Ontology annotation, molecular function: protein binding; protein kinase activity; ATP binding.
UGGAGGACAAAACAAAUCGAGCAUAAAGUGUAUUUUUGAGUGAUUUGGUGACCAUGUCUGAAUACAUUAAAUGCAGUUUAUCAGUUAGUGUUUUCUCAAUGUUCCCAGUCUCUAAGAACAUAGCAAACAAUAAAGGUAAAAUACAAAGUAACACCUGGCGACUUUGAAACUGCCACUCUUCAGUGUAUCCAAAAAAGGGCGUUGAUUUCUCUAAAUAACUUGUCAAUAUUCCUUAUUGAUGGAUGAUGUAGUGUCUUUAAUCCAAUGGUGGUCUGCUCAAUGUCGUGAUGCUGCAGUUUGUCACCAAUGGCGAGAAUACCGCCUAGUUCAUGACUACAUACUUAAGUAUAUGAUAUCACACAGAAGAUAACAAACUACUAAAACAUUGGUUGUGUCGCUCUGAAAAAUAGACAUCAAAACUUUGGAAACUAUGAAGGAGGAUAUGUCUUCUUCUGAUUUACCAAGGAUGCCUUGAAAAAGUUCUCAAUGCCAUAGUUCAAUCAGUUCUGAUGAUCCCCGAAAAUGUUACAAACUACAAAUGUGCAGAACAGGAGGGAUUUGAAGAGGCUGGGAUGCAUCAUUUUCCUUCCGCUCUUAAUCACGGUCUGUUUGGGAGAUCAGUUAUCGGAAUCCCAGUAUUUGUUCAAUUUCAUUAAAGCCAUUGAUCCACAAAAUGUGCUAGGAAUUGACUGGAAUAUUGGAACGUUGGUGCUUCAUGCCUGCUUGCAUAAGUCGAAGGGUGUAAAAUGCAACGCAAGGGCUACCACCAUAGAAGAAAUCAGGCUUGAGAAUCUUAAUCUUAGUGGCAUCAUUGAUGCAGAACCCCUUUGCAAGCUCCGAAAUCUACGAGUUCUUAGCUUAGCAAAGAAUCACAUCAGAGGAACUAUUCCUGACUCAAUAUCGCAUUGCUCAAGGCUGACUUAUUUAAAUCUAAGCAACAAUCUUCUGAGUGGAACGUUAUCUCUGGCUCUAAAUAGAUUGAAAUAUCUCAGGAUCUUGGACAUCUCCAACAAUCUUCUGCGUGGAAGGCUGCCUAUGGAUCUAACUAAACUGAAAUAUCUUCGGAGCUCGAGCAUCUCUAACAAUCAUCUUAUCAAGCAGGAACUCAAGAACCUUCAUACAUAUUCCUUGAUAUCAACUACAUCACAGAAAGAAGUCUGGGUAGAGGCAUUGGAAUCAAAGUACCCACCUACGGAGAGCCCAAAGCCCAAAGCUGUUAAUGGCCCGUGGUAUGGGAACUGGGCAGUCUGGACAGCUCUAGUUCUGGGCAUUGGAAUCUUUGUUUUGGUGAUCGCAUGGUUACUGAGAAAGAAGGACGCAGACUUACCCGAAGAGAUGGAGAUUCUGAAGGUAAUUAAGGAUCCUUGUCUUAAAACACCUCCAUCCACGCCCAGAGAGGAAGUUAAGCCAAUCGAAAGACGCUCAGAGCUUGUGUUCUUUGUUGAAGAGCAGGAAAGGUUCCAAUUGGAGGACCUCCUUGAAGCCACAGCUGACUUGCGAAAGGAGACCGUUCGCAGCAGCCUUUACAAGGUAGUUCUUAAAAACAGUGCCCUUUAUGCAGUUAAGAGAUUGAAGAAAUUGCAGGUAUCAUUCGAGGAAUUUGGCCGAACUAUGAGGCAGAUAGGAAGCUUAAAGCAUCCAAACAUUCCCCUUGUUGGUUACCAUUCAACGAAUGAAGAAAAACUUUUCAUCUAUAAGUAUCAAAGCAAUGGGAGUCUGCUAAACGUGCUGGAAGACUAUAUUGAAAGUAAGAGGGAUUUCCCUUGGGGACUUCGGCUGUCCAUAGCAAGUGGGAUAGCAAAGGGUUUGGACUUCAUAUAUCAAAGUUCUGACGAUCGGGAGAUAAUCUCUCAUGGGAAUCUUAAGCUAUCAAAUGUACUUUUGGACGAAACUAAUGAACCGCUAAUAAGUGAAUAUGGGUUUUUUAAAUUUCUGGAACCCAAGCAAACAAGCGUCUUCACCUCCAAUGGUCAUACAGCUCCUGAGAAAAGCUUGACAGAAAAAGCCGAUGUUUUUAGUUUUGGUGUGAUACUCUUGGAGCUACUGACAGGAAAAACUGUAGAGAAUAGUGGGAUAGACCUUCCUAAAUGGGUAAAGGCCAUGGUGAGGGAGGAAUGGACCGGAGAGGUAUUUGACAAAGAGAUCAGUAGAGCUGCAUCACAGUGGGCAUUUCCUUUGCUGAAUAUAGCCCUCAAGUGUGUAUCAUAUUCUCCUGACAAUCGGCCAACCAUGGCAGAAGUUUUGGAGAAGAUAGAGGAGGUCAUGAAUGCACAAAGGGACCAUUCCAUUUCAGAAGAUUGUUGUUGUGAAUCUAACCGAAAUGAUUGUUGUAUACUUCACACUCUCAUAUCUGAUACCUGGGAGAGUCCUGGAUCAAAUUAUUAGAGGUUGUGGUCUGCAUAUAUCGCAUGUAUUUUAUGCUUCUCAUUUGGAAGAACAGAAACUCUCUCUCAGUCGAGCAUAAAUAAGUUGCACGUGAAAUAUCUCUUAAGUCCUCCACCAUAAGGGCGAGGAGAGUUGUCCAAUCAGCCAAUGCAUACCUGAAGCAAGAGUGAUGUUUUCUUCUUCUUUUUUGUUUUGUUUGUUUGUUUGUUUGUUUUGGUUCAAGCUGUAGUCCAAAUGCUUAUGAGUGCAGGCAUUUACAUGUA